GGUGCGUCGGGUGCGCGCGGGUUCCGAGUCCACCACAGCCUGGGCCGGCGCCCCUGGUCCGCUUCGCCCGGUUCCUACCCUCCCACAGAGCUGGGAGACAGAGGCCCCAUCUUCGGAUGUGGGCUGGAAUCAACAGUACAUUCUUUUGGCAGUCUGGAGUUUUCUCAGUUGUUCCUUCUGGUUUCAAGAAUUCCUGCCUUUUCCGCGGUGACGGCCUUCCCGUGAGAAAAAAAGAAAAGAAAAAAGAAUUCCUGUCAUAUUUUGCAAGGUCAUCGCUUUGUCUCGUCACUGGUGAAGCUGGUGGUCUCUGGAUCUCCACGUUGUAAAGCCCAAUGGAGCUUGUGACAGCCCUGGUGGACCUCCAGGAGGAAUCCAGCUGUCCCAUCUGCCUGGAGUACUUGAAAGACCCGGUGACUAUCAGCUGUGGGCACAACUUCUGUCACUCCUGCCUCAGUGUAUCCUGGAAGGAUCUAGAUGAUACCUUUCCCUGUCCUGUCUGCCGUUUUUGCUUUCCUUACGGGAACUUCAGGAGGAACCCUCAGCUCCGUAGUUUGACUGAAAUCGCUAAGCUGCUGCAGGUCAGAAGGAGCAAGAGGAAGAGGCAGAAAGAGAAGGCUGUGUGUGACAAGCACGACCAGUUUCUGACCCUUUUCUGUGUGAAGAACCUGGAGAUGCUAUGUGCACAGUGCAGCCUCUCCGCUGAACACCAGAAGCACUACAUUAGCCCCCUUGACAAAGCCGCCUCUCACCACCGAGAAACUCUGGAGCGUAGCGUUGAGCCCUUGAAGAAUAAUAUAGAACGAGUUGAAAAAGUGAUAGCUCUGCAGGGCAGCAAGUCAGUGGAGCUUACGAAGCAGGUAGAAUGUAAGAGAGAAGCAAUCAGUUCUGAAUUUGAGGGAAUUAGACUGUUUUUACAGAAUGAGCAAGAGACUAUUCUUAGGGAGAUACAAGAUGAAGAGACGGACAUUUUAACAAAACUAAAUGAAAACCUUGUAAUGUUUUCAGAUGUUGUUUCCACAUUAAAACAUCUUCUGAGGGAGAUAGAGGGCACGUGUGUGCAGUCAGACGUGGAAUUACUGGCCUGCGUUAAGAGCAUCUACCGCAGGUAUCAAACCCUAAAACACCCUGAAACCUUUUCAUUUAGUUUAACAAAAUACGGUUUCAGACUUCCUCCCCAGUAUUCCGGCUUGCACAGAGUCAUCAAGGCCUUCCAAGCAGAUGUGAUCCUGGAUGUGGACACGGCCCAUCUUCAGCUGAUUGUCUCUGAGGACAGAAGAGCUGUGCGGUACGGAAGAACAAAGCAAAAAGGUGGCUGUCACGCAAGGAGAUUCGAGCUUUGCCCUGCUGUCCUGGGCUGUCAGAGGUUCAGUGCUGGCAGACACUACUGGGAGGUGGACGUGGGAAGGAAGCCCAAGUGGAUCCUGGGCGUGUGUCAGGACGGGGUUGCUCGCAGCUGGCAGGAUCAGCCGUCGGUUCUGGGUGGGUUCUGGGCUGUUGGCCGGUACAUGCGUGGCGGCUAUGUUGCCUCGGGCCCCAAGAGAGCCCACCUGCUGCCGGCAGUGAGGCCCAGUAAGGUUGGCAUUUUUCUGGACUGUGACUUGGGUGAGGUCUCCUUUUAUAAUAUGAAUGAUAGGUCUGUUCUCUAUACUUUUAGUGAUUCCUUCACAGAAGCUGUUUGGCCUUAUUUCUAUACUGGAACAGAUUCAGAACCUCUUAAAAUCUGUUCAGUAUCAGAUUCUGAAAGGUAAAGAACCUGGUAAAUAAACCUGUUUGAGUUUUUAUUGGCAACUUGGUCAGUAGUUUAAGUUUUACCACUGAAAACCAGAAUAGAUUUUUCUGCUUCAUUGUUAGCAACUGUCAAACAUGCUUAUCAUACCACUUUUAUAGAUAUGAAGGUCAAUUGUCAAGAGCUUUGCAUUUUAAGAUAAAAUAUUUGCUGAGAAUUAUAUUACUUAACAUGUCCAAUGAAAUUGUAAAAUUUCCAAUAAAUUGUUUCCUUUAGUUAGGUCAAUCCCCUAAAGCUGUGCAGAUUAUUAUUUAAGUGGCAUGUUUACCACGUACUUACCUUUCUGUGUAGUGGAUUCUUCUGUUUACCUCCAUAUCUCUCAUUUAUCAAAUUUUCUGUUCUUUAUUGUAUCAUUUGACACAGUUGACUUGUUUUUGUGGCUAAUGAGGAUUUCACUUUGUUUAAAUCUUUUCUCUAUAUACACUUACAAAUGCACAACACAUAGGUAAUGUCUAACAUUUUUCUUUUUCUUUUUCUUUUUUUUUUUU
Lemur catta (Ring-tailed lemur) is the source of this 2274-nucleotide messenger RNA. RefSeq names its product tripartite motif containing 60 (gene TRIM60). The record is from RefSeq and is a predicted model, not a curated record. The coding region runs from base 333 to 1748 and encodes 471 amino acids. NCBI's taxonomy places the organism in Eukaryota, Metazoa, Chordata, Mammalia, Primates, Lemuridae. Gene Ontology annotation, molecular function: protein binding; zinc ion binding. The transcript is spliced from 5 exons.